AUGACAUUUCUCACGACUCAAAUUGGCGGAUACACUCAGGGAAAUUGGGAUAUCUGCCAGAGUACCGGAGUUGGAUGUCCCUUGUCUCCAGCAAAUGAAAUUGACCCGAGCCAACCUUGCAGUCAAGGCAACCUCCCCCUCUACUAUGUUAACGCAAGCUCGGUCGAGGAUGUCCAGCAGACUCUGCGAUUUGCUGCAGAUCAGAAGGUGCCGAUAGUGGUGAAGAACAGUGGCCAUGAUUACAAAGGCCGCAGCGCCGGUGCCGGCUCCUUGGCUCUGUGGGUUAACAACUAUACACCGGCGCCGACGCUGGAGAAGAGCUUCAUCCCUGAAGGUUGUAGCCAGUCAGUUGGCGACGUUGUUACGUUCGGUACGGGCGAGGACUUUGAUGGAUUGUACAAAUUUGCACACCAGAACAACGUGACCAUCAUUGGCGGCUCAGCUCCUACAGUCCACCCAGGGGGUGGCUGGAUUUCUGGGGGUGGGCACAGCACCCUGUCGCCAGUGUACGGUCUUGGGGUGGACAACGUGCAACAACUGCGUGUUGUGUUACCUAAUGGGACGUACGUGACGGCUAAUCACUGCCAAAACCGAGAUAUUUUCUUUGCGUUGCGUGGCGGCGGCGGGGGCACGUUUGGCGUCAUCAUGGAGAUGUCAACAUUGGCCCGUCCUCAGCUGACGAUACAAUGGGCCAACAUCACAUUCUUCGGGCUGGAUAAAGAAUCACAACGACACGUGCUUACAGUAAUGGUGGAAAAUGCGAACUCAUGGUUUGAGUCUGGUUGGGGAGGUUACAUCAUUCCGGGCACGACAUUUCCGGUGUGGCUCAUGAAUCCACUCCUCAACGCAGCCGCAGCGAAUGCUUCUCUACAACCAUUGUUGGACCUAGCAACACAGCUUGGGGCGACCGUCCAAGUCACGACUUACCAGUCAUUUUACGAACUAUACGAAGACAAAAUCAAAAAUAGCGACGUGGCUCGAGGUGGAGUCGGUUUCGCGGAGGCAUCUCGAUUAAUCCCAAGCAAGCGAUUCGAAGGAAAGGACAAUCAAGCGGCGCUCACAGAGAUGCUCCUCGACCUCAGUUCACCCACCAGGCCGGUGACGUUCCGCCUCAUGUUGCUACUGACAACGCCAUCGCGCGCGACCCAGGACAGCGACAGCGCCAUCACGCCGGCCUGGCGCAGCUCAACCUGGCACGUUAUCAUAAGCACGAGUUGGGACUCUUCAAAGACAUCUGUGGACCAAGUCGACGCCAUAUUCCGGAAUGUGACUGCUGCGAUGGACCCACUCAGGUAUCUGACACCAGGCAGUGGAGCUUACAUGAACGAGGGCGACACAUUCGAGCCUGACCACAUCUCGGCUUUUUGGGGCGAGGAGAACUAUGAAAGGCUACAGUCUAUAAAGCAGCAGGUGGACCCGCACAACUUGAUGCAAGUUCACCAAGGCGUGAAUUACAAUGCGAGCAACCCGCUGUUCAGCUGCUACCCGGAAAUUCAGACGCCUGUGUCCCAGCCGGAAAAGGCCCUAGAACUAUGA
Diaporthe citri is the source of this 1536-nucleotide messenger RNA. RefSeq lists its product as uncharacterized. Bases 1 to 1536 code for a protein of 511 amino acids. The transcript is spliced from 2 exons. Lineage: Eukaryota; Fungi; Ascomycota; Sordariomycetes; Diaporthales; Diaporthaceae. Gene Ontology annotation, molecular function: FAD binding; oxidoreductase activity. The record is from RefSeq and is a predicted model, not a curated record.